UUUAUGAGUCUUUUUGCUGAUUGGCUGAGGUUGCUGCCGGAAAGGCCCCAGCCGGAGAUGGAAGAGAAGAGGCGUUCUGUAGGGCUGGGUUGAAAGCCUCCUCCCUCAAAUAGCAUCGGCUUGACCCCCAGCCCAGGGGGCACCUAGCCAGCGGUUGUCCUCCCUUACCCUAGCAUUGCAUGUACUCGGUAUUAACCGAGACGCGGAGAACGGGUCACGCUCGGGGGUCAGGGAGGAGAGUGACCAGUCCUGGGCCGUCCCCGCAUACCCUGCGACCAGAACUCCAGCCCUAGGGAGUGGGCAGGGCUUCUUGCCGCGCCUCACUCUCUGCUUUUCGCCUCCUUCAGCGUUGUCUGCUAGCUGGUUUUCCUGCUCUCUCUCCCAGGAGACGAACGCUUGAGCCUGAGAUGGCAGCCACCCUGCUCAUGGCAGGGUCCCAGAUCAGACUUAAUGCCAUUGCCUUCUCGACAUUUCUAACCAUGUCUCUAAUUACAAGAAGAAAAACUGGUACUAAACACCUAGAUACUAAGUAGUGAGGAAGCAUUGUGUGAUUUCAGGCCCCUGUGACAUUUGAAGAUAUGGCCAUGUACCUCACUCGGGAAGAAUGGAGACCUCUGGAUCCUACACAAAGAGACCUUUACAGGGACGUGAUGCAGGAGAAUUAUGGAAAUGUUGUCUCUCUGGAUUUUGAGAUCAGGAGCGAGAAUGAAGCAAACUCGAAACACGAGCUUAGUGAAGAUGUAGAAUUUGUGACCAUGUCGGAAGAGCCUGUCGGGGGUGCUGAGAAGAAUCCUGAAAGUGAAGAGGCCUUUGAAAGUGGGGACAGGUCGGAAAGACCGUGGGAAGACCUGACAGCCGAGGAGUGGGUCAGCUACCCUCUCCAGCAAGUCACUGACCUGCUGGUGCACAAAGAGGGCCACGCAGGCAUCCGCUAUCACAUAUGUUCCCAGUGUGGGAAGGCCUUCAGCCAGCUCUCCGACCUCAAUCGGCACCAGAAAACCCACGCGGGAGACAGGCCCUUCAAGUGUUACGAAUGUGGGAAGGGCUUCAGCCGCAGCUCCCACCUGAUCCAGCACCAGCGCACCCACACUGGCGAGCGGCCCUACGACUGCAGCGAGUGCGGGAAAAGCUUUGGGAGGAGCUCCCACCUCAUCCAGCACCAGACCAUCCACACCGGCGAGAAGCCUCACAAGUGUAACGAGUGUGGGAAGAGCUUCUGCCGCCUCUCCCACCUCAUCCAGCACCAGCGGACCCACAGCGGCGAGAAGCCGUACGAGUGUGAGGAGUGCGGGAAGAGCUUCAGCCGCAGCUCCCACCUGGCCCAGCACCAGAGGACGCACACGGGCGAGAAGCCGUACGAGUGCAACGAGUGCGGCCGAGGCUUCAGUGAGCGAUCGGACCUCAUCAAGCACUACCGCGUCCACACCGGGGAGCGGCCCUACAAGUGCGGCGAGUGCGGGAAGAACUUCAGCCAGAACUCGGACCUCGUGCGCCAUCGCAGGGCCCACACCGGGGAGAAGCCCUACCACUGCAACGAGUGCGGGGAAAACUUCAGCCGCAUCUCACACUUGGUGCAGCACCAGAGGACGCACACGGGCGAGAAGCCGUACGAGUGCACCGCCUGCGGGAAGAGCUUCAGCCGGAGUUCCCACCUGAUCACGCACCAGAAGAUCCACACCGGCGAGAAGCCCUACGAGUGCAGUGAGUGCUGGCGAAGCUUCGGGGAGAGGUCGGACCUGAUUAAGCACCAGAGGACGCACACGGGAGAAAAGCCCUACGAGUGUGUGCAGUGUGGAAAGGGGUUUACACAGAGCUCCAACCUCAUCACACAUCAGAGGGUUCACACCGGAGAGAAGCCUUACGAAUGUACCGAAUGUGAUAAGAGCUUUAGCCGGAGCUCGGCGCUUAUUAAACACAAGAGAGUCCAUACUGACUGAGUCCUGUCAUCCUGAGUAAGAAAGGACUCAUGUGAAGGUGCAGUCAUAUUUGAUAUCAGUGAGCUUCCUUAAGCCUGGCUUUCCUUGUCAGGGGCCACGGCUUAAAACACGGAAGAAGACAACCCUUUUGAAAUUCCGACCCACAGCUUUGGGGAUGUUAUCCCCUCCUCUGAAAUAGUUAUUUUUAUUCACUGGUUAUUAUGUGAGUCGCUUCAUCAAAAUCAGCCCCCAUCCCAAGUCAGUUGAAAACUGAAGGCCAGAGGACAAGAUGGUGGAUGCUUGGGCCUGGAGAUGGAGUAGAUCUUUCAAGUUUUGUUCUCUCCUGUCUUUGGCCCAAAAAGACUGCAGUGGGAAUGUAGGACUGAGACAGGGUGGUCGCAGCUGCUUUGGCAGAAGGCAGGCAGACUUGUCCUGGGUUGCCACUGUUCACACACUGCAGUAGCUGGGCUCAUGCACUUCCCUUCCAAAGGGCUUUUCCCCUGAGUGGCCCAGAUUUGUAUCUUGCCAUCUUGCAUACAAGAUUCUGCACGCUGAAGGCAGUGAUCACGUCGUUUCUCCUUGUUUCUCCCCCGUGUUUCUCCCUCAGGAUUAGCUUGCAUGUUUUUGAAAGCUACCUGAAGAUACAAUGUGAAGGGGAAAAGGAGGUGCAGGUUUGAGGACCAAGGGCCCAUGGAUGGUGGUGACCUUAGCCAGAGAUAGCCAUUGAUGCUGUCAUUAAUCAGGUUUACAUAUUUUCUUCAGCAAUCACUUUAGGGAUCAUAGUCUGGAAGCUGCCUUUAGGAAAGGCAGGACUGUCUGUCAGUGAUGAUGGGAGUAGGCAGUGAAUUGAGCCCUUCAGGGAAGCGGGCACAGAACCCUUCCCCGGGAACGUCUGUCUUCUCUGCCAUCUAACUUUUCAGAUCACUGGCCCUGUCCUGCUGACUGUAGGGCUUGCUAGAGCCCCACCCCAGUCUUUACCUUAGCUUGCAUAAAGCAUGUGUAUGUACAGUGAAAUGUGUAUUCUAGCAGAGACCGAAGUCAUAAGAAUCAGCAUGUUUUUGCGUGAUGUAGAUCAUAAGAUAGAACUGUAGACAUAACCCCGGUGUGAGAAAUGUCCUUUAUUUUUCUCUUGUUCCGGGAAAAAAAUUGAAAACUAGUGCCAGGCGUGCUCUCCUGUGAAGUUUGGUUUUGUAUAGAACUAAACUCUUGUUUGUAUAUGCCUAUCAAUUGUGAGAUAAUGACUAGACAGUUAGGUCUAUUGUCCUUUCUCAGACUGAAUUAUCUUCUCCUGUGAUGAAAACCUCUUUGGCACCAUCAGAAGAAACGAAUAAAUCUAAAGAGGAAUGUGU
Messenger RNA from Onychomys torridus (southern grasshopper mouse), 3265 nucleotides. RefSeq names its product zinc finger protein 436 (gene Znf436). Gene Ontology annotation, molecular function: RNA polymerase II cis-regulatory region sequence-specific DNA binding; DNA-binding transcription repressor activity, RNA polymerase II-specific. The coding region runs from base 579 to 1937 and encodes 452 amino acids. Gene Ontology annotation, cellular component: nucleus. The transcript has 3 exons. NCBI's taxonomy places the organism in Eukaryota, Metazoa, Chordata, Mammalia, Rodentia, Cricetidae. The record is from RefSeq and is a predicted model, not a curated record. Gene Ontology annotation, biological process: central nervous system development; negative regulation of transcription by RNA polymerase II.